UUUGAUACACAUUAUUGUCAAUAAGGUGUAGGCAUUUCCUUAGAGGGCACUAGUUUGGGCGUCUUGUUAUAUAUGAGUGCUUGAUUCUCCUACCCUUCAUAGUUGUGGUCUAAUCUGAGCUUACCUUGCAAUAUCUCAACCAUGUGUGACACCAUGUCUGGACCUCUUGAACGACCGUUUAAAGCAGGUCCUGAAAAAACUGAAAUUGAAUGCUCUGAGGAUGAGAGGAAGACAAGACUUGGGUCUCUUAAGAAGGCGGCAAUCAAUGCCUCCACCAAGUUUAGGCAUUCCUUGAAAAGGAAAGGCCGGAGAAACAGUAGGGUUAUGUCUGUUUCUAUUGAGGAUGACAUUGAUGCAGAGGACUUGCAGGCUGUGGAUGCAUUCCGCCAAGCACUUAUCUUGGAAGAACUAUUGCCCUCUAAACAUGAUGAUCAUCAUGUGAUGCUGAGAUUUUUAAGGGCUAGGAAAUUUGACAUUGAGAAAGCAAAGCAAAUGUGGGCUGAUAUGCUGCAGUGGAGGAAGGAGUUUGAUGCAGACACAAUCAUGGAGGACUUCGAAUUCAAGGAGAUUGAUGAAGUCUUAAACUACUACCCACAAGGGCAUCAUGGAGUUGAUAAGGAAGGACGACCUGUUUACAUUGAAAGACUUGGCCAAGUUGAUUCUAACAAGCUGUUGCAAGCCACAACAAUGGACCGUUAUCUGAAAUAUCACGUGCGGGAGUUUGAGAGGACCUUUGCUGUCAAGAUGCCAGCCUGCUCCAUUACUGCUAAGAAGCACAUUGACCAGAGCACAACUAUUUUAGACGUGCAAGGAGUGGGGCUUAAACAAUUUGGCAAAUCUGCAAGGGAACUUAUUCAGCGCCUUCAGAAGAUUGAUGGUGACAAUUAUCCUGAGAGCCUGAACCGCAUGUUCAUCAUCAAUGCUGGUUCUGGAUUUAGGCUCUUAUGGAAUACUAUUAAAACAUUCCUUGAUCCCAAGACCACUGCAAAAAUUCAUGUCCUGGGAAACAAAUACCAGUGCAAGCUGCUUGAAAUAAUUGAUGCUAGUGAGCUUCCAGACUUCUUCGGUGGUACUUGUACGUGUGCAGACAAGGGUGGUUGCAUGCGUUCUGAUAAGGGCCCAUGGAAUGAUCCAGACAUAUUGAAGAUGGUUCAAAAUGGUGAGGCCAAAUGCACAAGGAAAGCAUUGUCAGGCAUUGUGGAGAAGACAAUCUCUGAAGAUGAGAAUGCAUGCCCAAAUGUAAGGUACAAUUCUUUCAACUCAGAAUCAGGUGACUUGCAAUGUCUCUCUCAAAGAUUCUCAAGGGACUAUGCAGAAGAUCCAACACUCUCUCCUGUUCCUGAAGAAUCUCCUGUCACCAGAAAGGGUGCCUAUAACGGCUUUGCUCCAAUGGUUGACAAGGCUGUGGAUGCAGCUUGGUCAAAAUCGGUACAAAAUGAUAAAUUUCACCGUUCCAAAGGUAGUUUCCCUGUGCAUGAUUCUUCCAAGGCUCCUGGAGGAAUAAGCUAUCAGAUUGUUGGUGGGAUCAUGGCCUUUAUUAUGAGCAUCAUCACUAUGGUUCGCUUGACAAGGAACAUGCCAAGGAGACUCACCGAAGCAACCCUUUAUAGCGGCUCUGUUUACUAUGAUGGCAACAUGAUUAAAGGCCACCAGUUGCCAUCACCUGCCAUCUUCAGCAACCAGCACAUGUCAAUGAUGAAGCGCAUGGCUGAAUUGGAAGACAAGGUGAAUAUUCUGAGCAACAAACCAGCAGUCAUGCCACCCGACAAGGAGGAAAUGCUGAAUGCUGCGCUAAGCCGUGUCGAUGCCCUCGAACAAGAGCUAUCCUCAACCAAGAAGGCACUUGAGGACGCUAUUGUUCGACAGCAGGAGAUCCUAGCCUACAUGGAUAAGAAGAAGAAGAAAAAGAAGAUGUUUUUUGGACUGUGAUUGCAGAACCCAUUCAGCUGGGCGAGUUGAUAGGGUGCUGUUUGCUGUGCUAUGCUCCAAAUAAAAACUAGAAAAUUAACUGUAAGUUGGCGGCUGUGUUGAUUUUCUGCCCCAUGGAUGCUGUUUAAUGCAUUCAUUGGAUGUUUCAUGUUUGCUUUUUCCCAGUAUUUAACUCAAAAAGGCUUUUGU
This is a messenger RNA of Corylus avellana, 2118 nucleotides long. Its product is annotated as phosphatidylinositol/phosphatidylcholine transfer protein SFH3-like. The record is from RefSeq and is a predicted model, not a curated record. Lineage: Eukaryota; Viridiplantae; Streptophyta; Magnoliopsida; Fagales; Betulaceae.